GGACUGGGCCCAGAAUAAAAUGCUAAUGCUGGUUCCUAGCUAGCCCCGGCUAGCCCUCGAUUUAGUUUUUCUAGUGUGUGACACGUGUCCGAAAUAAUUUAUUAGGGUUUGUGUUAUACUUCCAUAUUGCCAAACCCGGACUGUACACGUGAAGGCAAAAAUGUUUCAAACACUUUUAUAUUUUGAUUUGGGGUGUUAAGAACCUGGCCGGUUUGCUAUAGCUGCCUUUAGCCUAGCACGCGAACUAUGCUUUGGAUAAUUAAAUUACAGUUAGUCUAAAAGGUUAAGUGUUUGAGAAAGGUAUUUUGGCAUGCUACCAGUAGUAACGUGUUUAGGGGGUCCAAACUGACGAGCGGUUUGGCUUCAAAAGUAGUUAGCAUGGCUGCCACUGAUUAGCCAUCAUGGCCUCGUGGUAAACAAAGUGACAAUGUUUAUAUUCCGUGCACUAAAUAAUCUUAAAGAGGAAACGUUUUCUGAAUAAUUCACGAUGGAUGAGGAUUCUGCUGACUUAACCAACCAUGGCAACUGUAGUGAAAUUCCGAAAUUUAACAUUGUGGUUAAAGAGGAGCCUGAAGAUGUAGGCUGGGAUAUUGAUGAUACUGGAGAAAGUCCUGACUCCAGCUCUAGUCAAGAGGCAUUCACAGAAUCUGAACACCAAGAGAAUCAAACAACUAAUAAGUCUGGGUCUUUCCCAGAAUGUGGAAUACAGAUCUCGCACCCAUCUAAUGGCAGUACAACAAAAACACAAUCUGCAAAGACAUCAUCCAUGUGCUCAGUGUGUGGAAAAGAAUUUGCCUGCCCAUCCAAACUGAAGAGACACCUCAAAACUCACACAGUAGAGAAGCCUUAUCAGUGCUCCAUUUGCAAAAAGAAAUUUAGUGAAAAGAAAAACCUGCAAAGACACCAGAAAGAACACACAGGAGAAAAGCCGUUCAGUUGCUCUGUGUGUGGGAGGAAUUUUACAGAAGCAGCAACUUUGAAUAGUCACCUUCUUAUACACACUGGAGAGAAACCUCACUCCUGCUCUACAUGUGGGAAGCAAUUCCGUCUAAUUGGAGACAGGAACAGACACCAGAAAGGACACACUGGAGUGAAACCAUUCAGUUGCUCUGUGUGUACAAAGAGUUUCACCCAGGCAAGAACCUUAAUGAGACACCAGCGAAUUCACACAGGAGAGAAACGUCACUCCUGCUCUACAUGUGGCAUGCUAUUCCGCGAGAAAGGAGACCUGAACAGACACCAUAGAGUACACUCUGGAAAGAAGCUGUUUAGUUGCUCCAUGUGUGUGAAGAGUUUUUCUUCUUCAUUAUCUCUUAUUGAACAUCAGAGAACGCACAAAGGAGAAAGUGAAUCUGUGGAACUGGAAUCACAACGUCAGGUGUCUCUAGCUGAAGAAGAGUCUGGUCUUAAUCUAGUACCGGAUGUUACAGUGAAGGAAGAGGAGGACGAUCCUGCUUCUGCAGAGAGACUGGACUCUAAUGACAAGGUGAGUUCCUGUACAUCAGGAGAACCUCAACGGCAUAAGAGGAACCACACAGCAAAGGAUCCCUACCUCUGCACUAUGUGUGGAACUCAAUUUAGUGGGAAAGGUGACCUGAUCAAACACAAGAAAAUACACACUGGAGAAAAACCGUUCCCCUGCCCAGACUGUGGAAAAUGUUUUGCGGUUGCAUCUGCCUUGAGAAGACACUUAAUGACACACACUGUGACACACACAGGAAAUAAAUCUUACUCCUGCUCUAUGUGUAAGAAGAGAUUUACCACACAAAGAAAUGUCUGUAAUCACGAGAAGACACACACAGGACGAAAGCCUUACUGCUGUUCACUGUGUGGAAUUACUUUCUUAAAAUAUAUGUCAUAUUGGAGGCACAAGCGAUUUCACACAAAACUAAACUUCAGAGAACAUGAACAAUCACCCACAAGAAGAAAGCCUUACUCCUUCUCACUGUGUGGAAUGACUUUCUCAAAAUAUAUGAUAUAUUGGAGACACAAAUGGUUACGUGUAGAAGAGAACCCUCACUCCUCUUCUGUGUGUGGGAAGCAGUUCCUUGGAAAGGAUGCCAUGAAGAAACACCAAAACUCUUACUCCUGCCCCAUCUGUGGAAAAUGUUUUGCUUUUGCUGGGAUUAUGAGGGAACACCUGCUAACACACUCUGAUGAGAAACCUUCCUCAUGCUCCAUUUGUGGGAGGAGUUUUGCAACACUAUCAUAUCUUACAAAGCACCAAAGCAUGCACUCAGAGAAAUGUUACGUCUGCUCUGUGUGCGGAAAGCAAUUUCUUACGAACCGGAACCUGAAAGUUCACCAGAAGCUGCACACUGAAGAUAAACUCCAUCAGUGCUCUGUUUGUGGAAAGAGUUUUGCUAAAGCACAAACCUUGAGUAGUCACAUUCGAACACACACAGUAAAGAAACCAAACAUCUGCUCUUUAUGUGGGAAGACUUUUGCAAGAGUGCAAAACUUGCGGAGUCACCUUCGGACACACACAAGAGAAAAACCUCACUCCUGCUCUGUGUGUGGGAAGCAAUUCGGGCAAAAGGGAGACCUGAAUAGACAUCAGAAAGUACAUACUGGAGAGAAGCCAUUUAGUUGCUCUGUAUGUAGAAAGAGUUUUAACCAAGCAAAUACCUUGAGAAGACACCUUCUUAUACACACUGGAGAGAAGUCUCACUCAUGCUCUGUCUGUGGGAAGCAAUUUCGUGAGAAGAGGGGCCUGAAAAGACACCAAAGAGUACACACUGGAGAGAAACCCUAUCCCUGCACUGUGUGUGGCAAGACCUUUGCCAAAGCGCAAAACUUGAGGGGUCACCUUCGGACACACACAGGAGAAAAACCUCACUCCUGCUCUGUAUGUGGGGAGAGUUUUGCCAGAGCACAAUCAUUGACUAGUCACAGCCUGAAACACACAGGGGAGAAACCUCAUGCCUGCUCUUUGUGUGGGAAGACAUUUUGUGAAAAGGGAGCCCUGAACAGACACCAGAUAGUACACACCGGAGAGAAACCCUUCAGUUGCUCUGUGUGUGGGAAGAGCUUCUCCUCAUCGUCAUAUCGCAACCAACAUCAGAGAACACACAUGAGACAGAAUAAGACUUUUGAUCAAGGAUCACACCAACCUGUAUCUGUAGUUGUGGAAGAAUCUGAUCUCCGUCUACUACUGGAUAUUAAAGUGAAGGAAGAGGAGGACGAUCCAGCUUUUGAGAGUCCAGACAACUGCCCUGACAGUAAAACGACUCCCUGCACACCCGGAGAACAAGGACAACGGCAGGAGAAUGUCAGAGCUAAGAGCCCCUACAGCUGUUCAGUGUGUGGCAAAGAUUGUCAAAGUGUAUCUGCGCUGGAAAGACACAUGAGAACACACACAGGAGAGAAGCCUUACAGCUGCUCUUUGUGUGAGAAGCAGUUUCGUCAAAAAAUACACCUUCGAGAUCACCAGAAAGUGCACACUGGAGAGAAACCUUAUGCCUGCAACGAGUGUGACAAAAAGUUUGGUUUUGCUUCAGCGUUAAAAAGACAUCAGAAGCUACACUCACGAUAGCCUUGCUUACAUACAAGUUAAAGUCCUUGUCACUUUGUAUUUGACAUCUGAGGUAGUAAAUACUUAGAUUUCCGAGGAGUGGUUAGUUAGCUGACUUGAUGAGCCAAAUUUGUCAUGCAGCUCUAGAUUGCAAGAUAUGUUCAAAACAAAAGAGUUGUUGCUUGAAUAGGCAGAGGUCUAGCCAUGAUAAAGUUGAGUUGCUUUCUUGACAUCUCAGUUUACUGUUAAGUUCUGUAGAUCCUAGUUCUGGUUCAUGUGGACAGCUGCCCAGUAGUGAUGUCAGGUGCUGCAAAGGCAACAAACCAGAGGUGUUUUCACAUUCCCAGGUCCAAAACAGAAGAUGCGAAAAACUUGGUAUUAAAUAUAGCUAUGACUGCGGGAGAUCAAGUUAGCGAUAAAAUCUGCUAACAUAAAAAAACACUACAGCAUGAUGGGAGCAGUGAAGAGAAAAUAAAUGGUUUUGGAUAUAGUCGUUUUUAUGUGUUGCGCAACAAUGGGUAUGAUUUUGAAUUGUAUGUUGUGCAGUGUGCAUCGGUAAUUCCAAUAAAAUACUAAAAUAUCAUA
Esox lucius (northern pike) is the source of this 4099-nucleotide messenger RNA. Its product is annotated as zinc finger protein 91-like. The transcript has 5 exons. Gene Ontology annotation, molecular function: DNA-binding transcription factor activity, RNA polymerase II-specific; RNA polymerase II cis-regulatory region sequence-specific DNA binding. Gene Ontology annotation, biological process: regulation of immune system process; regulation of cytokine production; negative regulation of transcription by RNA polymerase II. Lineage: Eukaryota; Metazoa; Chordata; Actinopteri; Esociformes; Esocidae. Bases 488 to 3535 code for a protein of 1015 amino acids. The record is from RefSeq and is a predicted model, not a curated record.